AUGUAUCUUAUUAAUGGCUACCAAAACAAAGAAAACCCAAAACGACAAUUCCUAGACGUUGAGGAGGAUGAAAAUGGUAGCGAAAACGAUGAGAAUAAUGAAGAACAACCAGCACCAAUAGAACAGCAACAAAAACAAAAGGAAAAGAAAAAAGCAGGCGGUGGCAAAAAGAAACAACACCUACCCACAAAGAAAGUUGAUGAUGAUAUCGAGGCUGCAUUAGCAGCAAUUGAAGCCCCAACACCAGCACCAUCAAAAAAAAAAGAUAAAAAAAAUAAAUCAGCAACAGGAACCACAACUUCAGAACGGCUUUGUUAUUUGUUUAUCCAGGAAAUCGAUGAACAGUUUGAUGAAAAAGAUCGAAAGAAAGAAGCAAAAAAAGAGAAAAGAAAAAGAAAAAAAGAUGACGCAAAGCAACCUACAGAUGAUGGCAAAGUAAUUACAGAAAAUGUAGAACAUCAAAAAGAACCAGAAGUAGUGGCAGUUCCAGAUGUCAAAAAACCACAAUCGGAUGAAGGUGGCAAACUGGAAGAUGAUCAAACUGCUGCUGUCACAACCACCACUGCAGCUGCUCCUGGUAGUGAAGAAAAGAAAACUUCAUCGAAGAGCAAGAAAAAAGCCCAAACAGAAAAGAAGAAAGGUGGUAUGGAUCCAAAAACGGUGCGUGAACUAAAUCUCAUGAAAGAAGCUCUUCGUCAGCACGAAAAAGAAAAAAUAGAACAAAUUGCAGCACAAGAGACACAAGAACGUGAAGAAGAAGAACGUAUUCGACACGAGUUGGAAAAAAUACAAUUGGAAAAAGAACGUAAAGAAAAGAAGAAACAAAAAGAAAAAGAGCGUAUAAAACGUCAAAAAGAACAGGGAACCUAUUUAACGAAAGAACAACGAGAAAAAUUAGAACGUGCAAGACAACAAUUAGGAGCAGCUGGGGUACAAAUACCAGCACGUACUCUUGCACAACAGCAAGUAUCGUCAACAAAUGGCUCAGUUUCGAGUGUACCUAGUGAUACUAAAAAACGUGUUAUUUACGAUGAUAAAAAGAAAAAGCUAUCAGGGAAUAAAAAUACUGCACUAAGUCAAACUACAGAAACUUCAACAACGCCAUCGAUUCCCGUGGAGACCACUCAGAAUAGCAUAAAACCAUCACAAAAAAGUACACAAGACAAUUUAAAGCCAAGUUUAAAAGAGACUUGGGAAGAGUCAGACGAAGAUGUUGUUGAUACAUGGGACGCAGAUGUCCAACGAACAGACCCAGAUGAAACAAAAUCAGUAUCAACGGAAAAUAGCGCGUUGAAAUCAGUCGCAGCCGCAGGUUCUGAAGGCGAAGAAAGUGAGGAAAGUGACACUGAAGGGAGUGAAACAGAAAGUGAAUCGUCCUCAGACGAUGAAUAUGAUGAACAUCCAGAUAAAAAUUUAUCACCAAUGGAGCGUGUAAGAUUGCGAUUACAACAUCGACAUGAAGAAUGUGAACGUAAACGUUCAACAGAAGUAUUACGUGCACCCGUUAUUUGUGUACUUGGACAUGUUGAUACAGGAAAAACAAAAAUUUUGGAUAAUUUACGACGAACACACGUGCAAGAUGGUGAAGCUGGUGGAAUUACACAGCAAAUUGGUGCAACAAAUGUUCCAUUAGAGACCAUCAAAGACCGUACAAAAAUGUGUCGAAAACUUGUAACGAUGGAAGGUGAUUUUAUUGUUCCCGGUUUUCUUAUUAUCGAUACACCUGGGCAUGAAUCAUUUAAAAAUCUUCGUUCACGUGGGUCGUCAUUAUGCGAUUUGGCCAUAUUGGUUGUUGAUAUUAUGCACGGAUUAGAACCACAAACAAUUGAAUCGAUUAAAUUACUACAAGACAGACAAACACCAUUCAUUGUUGCACUUAACAAGAUUGAUCGCUUGUACAAUUGGAAAAGUGACAAUAAACGUAAUGUUGAAUUCGUUAUUCAAGAGCAAGGGCCCAAUACACAAAAUGAAUUCGAAAAACGUGCAAAUGAAGUUAUUGUGCAAUUUGCUGAACAAGGACUAAAUGCAGCAGUUUAUUAUAAAAAUCCCGAUCCAAAUGAAUUUUUCUCUAUGGUACCAACAUCGGCACAUACUGGUGAUGGUAUGGGUUCACUAAUUGCAUUAAUUGUUGAAAAAUGUCAGACAACGUUGGCUAAAAGAUUAUCGUACAGCGAUGAAUUACAGGCGACAGUUAUGGAAGUGAAAGCGAUUGGAGGUUUAGGCACAACAAUUGAUGUUGUUCUUGUUAACGGGUAUUUACGAGAAGGCGAUUCAAUAAUUGUAGCUGGUCAAGAAGGACCCAUAGUUACACAAAUACGAGGUUUAUUAAUGCCCGAAGCCAAUAGAGAAUUACGUGUUAGAAAUCAAUAUCAAAAGUAUAAAGAAGUGAAAGCAGCACGUGGUGUUAAAAUUGCAGCAAAAGAUUUAGAUAAAUCAAUGGCUGGUCUCCCAUUAUUUGUUGGACGAAAACAAGAGGAAAUUGAUUAUUACAAGAAUGAAAUUCAAAAUAUAUUGAAAACAGCAUUAAGUUCAAUUAAAUUAAAAGAUAAUGGUGUUCAUGUCCAAGCGUCCACUCUUGGCUCGUUGGAAGCAUUACUUGAAUUUUUAAAAACAUCAAAUAUUCCAUAUGCUGGUGUCAGUAUUGGUCCAGUACAUCGAAAAGAUGUCAUCAGAGCAUCGGCAAUGCUUGAAAGAGACCCACAAUGGGCUGUCAUAUUGGCAUUUGAUGUUAAAAUUGAACGUGAUGCACAAGAACAUGCUGAUAAUGUUGGUGUAACCAUAUUUCAAGCUGAUAUUAUCUAUCAUUUAUUUGAUAUGUUUACUACACAUCGUGAAAAGCGAAAAAAAGAAAAUCAAGAAAAAUUUCGUCAUUUAGCUGUAUUUCCAUGUAAAUUAAAAGUAUUACCACAAUAUGUAUUUAAUUCACGUGAUCCAAUUAUUUGUGGUGUUAUUAUUGAAGAUGGAUUUAUUAAAUUAGGAACACCCAUUUGUGUACCAUCAAAAGAGUUUGUUGAUCUUGGACGUGUUAUAAGUAUUGAGUUAAAUCAUAAAUCAUUAGAAGUUGCACGAAAAGGACAAGAAGUUUGUAUUAAAAUUGAACCGCUUGGUGGUGAAGCACCAAAAAUGUUUGGAAGACAUUUUGAUGAAACGGAUACAUUAAUGAGCAAAAUAUCUCGUGAAACAAUUGAUGUUGUUAAAGAUUAUUUUCGUGAUGAAAUGCAAAAAACUGAUUGGCAAUUAAUGAUUGACUUGAAGAAAAUAUUCAAUGAUCUAAAUAACAUCUAUUAUCAAAAUUCAAAGAUCACGCAUGAAAGACGAGCCAUUGCACUCGGACAACGCGGAGCAUUCCGUGGAUCAACCGUAUGGCUAACAGGUUUAUCGGGGGCUGGAAAAUCAACAAUCGCAUUUGCAUUAGAAGAAUAUAUCGUUAGUAAAGGACUACCAGCGUAUUGUCUUGAUGGUGAUAAUAUAAGAUGUGGCUUAAAUAAAAAUCUUGGUUUCACUGCCGAUGAUCGUGAAGAAAAUAUUCGACGUAUAUCAGAAGUAUCAAAACUCUUUGCUGAUGCCGGUCUCAUGUGUAUUGUGGCAUUUAUUUCACCAUUUGAAAAGGAUCGUGAGCACGCUAGAGAACUGCAUGAACGUGCGAAAUUACCAUUUAUAGAAGUAUUUGUUAGUACACCAUUGGCAAUAUGUGAAGCAAGAGAUGUUAAAGGUUUAUAUCAUAAAGCAAGAGCGGGAACAAUUAAAGGAUUUACCGGCAUUGAUGCUCCUUACGAACCUCCAUUACAUCCGGAUGUUGUAGUUGACACUACAACAAACACGGUUGAAAAAUGUAUGGAAGUAAUUAUUGCAAAAUUGGCUGAAAGAAAUAUUUUAUCACCAACAUUAAUUUCAUCUGUACGAGAAUUAUUUAUGGAUGAAGAAACGAAAACGAAAAUACAAGAAGAGUUGCCGAAUAUACCUAAACUAUCAAUAACUGAAUUGGAUUUACAAUGGGUUCAGGUAUUGAGUGAAGGUUGGGCAACUCCACUUUCUGGAUUUAUGCGUGAAACAGAAUAUUUACAAUGUUUACAUUUUGGAUGUUUAAUGACAGGUCAUAUUGAAAAUCAAACUAUUCCUAUUGUUUUGCCUUGCACAACCGAAGAUAAAGAACGCUUUGAAUCAUCUAAUGCAUCAGUGAUUGCAUUAUACUACAACGAUAAGCCAGUAGCUAUUUUGAAAAAACCUGAGUAUCAUGAACAUCGAAAAGAAGAACGUUGUUCACGCAUAUUUGGAAUUUAUGAUCCUGGUCAUCCAUAUAUUAAAAUGAUUAUGGACAGUGGAGAUUGGGUAAUUGGUGGUGAUUUGGAAGUUUUUGAACGUAUACGAUGGAAUGAUGAUUUAGAUCAUUUUCGUUUAACACCAAAUGAGUUACGGCAACGUUUUCGUGAUAUUAAAGCUGACUCUGUAUUUGCUUUCCAAUUACGAAAUCCAAUUCAUAAUGGUGGAUGGACCAAAGAAGAUGAUGUUCCAUUACCCAUUCGUAUGGCUCAACAUCAAGCUGUUUUAGAUAAUGAAGAGGAUGUACUUGAUCGUUCUCGAACAGUCUUGGCCAUAUUUCCUUCGCCCAUGUUAUAUGCUGGUCCAACAGAAGUUCAAUGGCACGCAAAAUCUCGUAUGUCAGCAGGUGCAAAUUUUUAUAUUGUCGGUAGAGAUCCUGCAGGUAUGCCACAUCCACAAACAAAAUCAAAGGAUCUCUAUGAACCUACUCAUGGUUCAAAAGUAUUAACAAUGGCACCUGGACUAAAUCAGCUACAAAUAUUACCAUUUAAAGUAGCUGCUUAUAAUAAAACGACAAAAAAGAUGGAUUUCUAUGACUCGUCACGACAUGCCGAUUUUGAUUUUAUAUCAGGCACAAAAAUGAGACAAAUAGCAAGAAACGGUGAAUCUCCACCUGAUGGUUUUAUGGUCAAUGCCGCAUGGGACGUUUUAGCAUCAUACUAUAAAUCAUUGGGUCAAAAUAAAUAA
Messenger RNA from Didymodactylos carnosus, 5007 nucleotides. The record is from the annotation of a GenBank genome assembly. NCBI's taxonomy places the organism in Eukaryota, Metazoa, Rotifera, Eurotatoria, Philodinida, Philodinidae.